Aricia agestis (brown argus) is the source of this 2893-nucleotide messenger RNA. It is a transcript of the gene Wdr33, whose product is annotated as pre-mRNA 3' end processing protein WDR33. Gene Ontology annotation, cellular component: mRNA cleavage and polyadenylation specificity factor complex. Gene Ontology annotation, molecular function: protein binding. NCBI's taxonomy places the organism in Eukaryota, Metazoa, Arthropoda, Insecta, Lepidoptera, Lycaenidae. The coding region runs from base 154 to 2739 and encodes 861 amino acids. The record is from RefSeq and is a predicted model, not a curated record. The transcript is spliced from 2 exons.
GUAAUAUUUAAAUCUACCAUCAAAAGUGUAUUCGAUAUUGUAUUUACUACGAGUAUAAUUUCAUAAUUCAUGUGUUUUCCGCUGGUGUGAUUCUUCGCGAGCAGCAAUAUAAUGUCAUUCAGGAUUAUUUGAUCACAAGGUAUCGAAGUAAUCAUGGAUUUCGGAAACCCUCCUCCCAACAUGUCCAUGCCUCCACCCGGCAUGGGCGGGCCUAUGAUGGGGCCGCCAGGUAUGGGCCCGCGCAACAACAUCAGGCAUAACUUUAGGCCGUAUAAUUAUCAAUUGCGUUUUCCACCCCAAGGUCCUAUGAACAUGACACAGGAUGAUUUCGAUGGUAAACGUUUACGUAAAUCUGUCAUGCGUAAAACUGUAGACUAUAAUUCGUCUAUUAUAAAAGCGUUAGAAUCUCGGGUUUGGCAGCGGGACUGGAGGGACCGCCACGCGUUGCAGCCGGACGCCAUGUACACGCCUGACCUGCUCCCUCCGCCGUCGUAUCCCGACAAUCCUAUAAAUGCUGUUACCACUCGUUUCGUCAAAACUGCAACAAACAAAAUGAGAUGUCCCAUAUUUGCCGUGGCGUGGACGCCAGAAGGACGUAGAUUAGUGACAGGAGCAUCCUCAGGUGAAUUCACACUAUGGAAUGGUCUGACUUUUAACUUUGAAACUAUACUCCAAGCUCACGAUUCACCCGUGCGGUCUAUGGUGUGGUCCCACGGUGAAGGGUGGAUGGUAACCGGAGACCAUUCCGGAUUUAUCAAGUAUUGGCAAAGUAAUAUGAAUAAUGUUAAAAUGUACCAGGCUCAUAAGGAGGCAGUGAGAGGUAUAAGUUUUAGUCCCAGUGAUUCCAAAAUAGUUACGUGCUCAGAUGAUGGCACUUUGAGGAUAUUUGAUUUCUAUAGAUGUCAAGAGGAAAGAAUUCUAAGAGGUCAUGGAGCAGAUGUAAAAUGUGUUCAAUGGCAUCCCUCUAAAGCAUUAAUUGUGUCAGGAAGUAAAGAUAAUCAGCAGCCCAUAAAGCUGUGGGAUCCAAAAUCAGGAACAGCAUUAUCUACCCUUCAUGCUCACAAGUCUACUGUUAUGGAUCUCAAGUGGAAUGAAAAUGGCAACUGGCUUAUUACGGCUUCCCGUGAUCAUUUACUAAAGUUAUUUGACAUCCGUAAACUGGGCACAGAACUACAAAUAUUUAGAGGACACAAAAAGGAGGCAUCCAGUGUGGUGUGGCAUCCCACACAUGAAGGUUUAUUCUGUUCUGGUGGUUCAGAUGGAGCCAUUUUAUUCUGGAAUGUUGGUACCGACAAAGAAGUUGGUUGUAUAGAAGGUGCUCAUGAAUCAAUAGUUUGGACCAUGGCCUGGCAUCCACUAGGUCACAUACUGUGUUCUGGCUCGAAUGACCAUACAUGUAAGUUUUGGACACGGAACCGUCCAGGUGAUCUGAUGAGAGACAAAUACAAUUUGAAUACUCUACCUCCUGGUGUACAAGAUGAGAAUGAAAUUGAAGAAACUUCUACUAUUCCUGGAAUGGGACCCGAAGACAAAGUUGAAAUAUUCUCCUCUGAUACAGCUGAUAAGGUCAUUCCUGGUUUAGAUUUAGACACAACAUUCGUUCCUAUGGAGUUUGAGAAAAAAGUAAAGAAAGUGCCUUACAGCAAACCUAUACCAAGAAACUUCCAGGCACAGUGGAAUCAUGGUCUGGUGGUUGAUGAUGCUACAACUGAGGCCCUCACCCAAGCUCUCGUAGAGUCAGUACCGGGAGCAGUACCAUUGCAACAGAUAACUCCAAAUGCAAUAUUUAUCUACGGAAAACUAAUACCAGUGGAACCAGGAUCCAGACUUGAAAAAGCCAUUAUGGAAGGGCAGAUAGCAUUAAAAAGAUAUAUCGCUACAGGUGAAAUAGAACAGCUCGAUGAUAUGAUGGCUCAUUUGGAGGAAGAUGCUGACGAUGAAAACUUUCCACCCUUUGAGUAUCCCACCCCAGAAAAUGAUAGAGAUGGUGAAAAUGAAGACAGUGAAAAUAAUGAGAAAGAAGAUUUUGAUAAAGAGGAGUAUUAUAAUGAUCCGAGGGAGUCAAAUGAUCAAAACAGUCAGGACAAUAGCUUUAAUAAUUAUGAAAAUGGAACAGACAUAAGGCCUCCGAUGGGGAAUAUGCCUCCAAUGGGUAUGAUGAGACCUCCAAUGAAUAUGGGGCCUAUGAGACCUAUGAUGGGUCCUAUGGGUAUGCGCAUGCCCCCACCCCACAUGCCCGGAAUGCCACCAAUGGGACACAUGGGACCAAUGGGACCCAACAUGUCACCUAUGGGUAAUAUGCCACCAAUACGAAAUAUGCCCCCAAUGGGUAACAUGCCACCAAUGGGUAAUAUGAAUUAUCAGGACAACGGUUUCAAUAAAUCUGGCUACGACUCCAGCUUUGAUGGUAACAACCAGUCCUAUAAUGAUGACAACGAUGAAUACAGUGAGGACAACUCAUUUGACAACAGUUUCGAUGAGGAGAACAGUUUCAAUGAGCAAGACGAGGGUCAUGACUAUGGACAAAAUCAAAGAUGGGGUGGAAAUUUCAGAGGCAGAACCCCAAAUCGUGGCAGGGGCCAAGAUCGUGGUCGAGGUCAGGAUAGAGGGAGAGGUAGAGGAGCCAACGGAUUCGGCGGCCGCAAUCUCCGGAAAGGGCCACCAAGAGGAACCACGUGGAGUCGUCGAGGCGUCGGCGCUAAUAGACAAUUUAGAAGAGGAAACAUACAAAAUAACUAGUAUUCUCUUUUUAAAAUUGCCUAACUUUUUCUUGUUAUUGUAUGUUGUGGAUAGAAUGAGUGAGUUUCAAGCGUAAGGACAUUAAAGUGACGUAUCUUGAAGAGGUUGUAUAUAUUUACAGCUUGUAUUUUUAAUAAAAUAAGAUGAAUUUAAA